Molecule: messenger RNA, 1902 nt
Organism: Parastagonospora nodorum SN15
Lineage: Eukaryota; Fungi; Ascomycota; Dothideomycetes; Pleosporales; Phaeosphaeriaceae
Exons: 2
Coding region: 1-1902 (633 amino acids)
Molecular function (GO): flavin adenine dinucleotide binding; NADP binding; N,N-dimethylaniline monooxygenase activity
Source: RefSeq, a predicted model, not a curated record
AUGUCAUCAUUCAUGGAAUAUGCCUCAACGGAUUCUGCGCCGGACGAGCAAUCCAACCAGCCGAUCAUAGACUUGGAAGCUCCAACAACGGAAGGCGAGAUUCCACAAGUCGAUGGAGUGAAGCUGCACCCUUCCACAGGGUCCAACAAUGGCCAACAAGACACAGUAUUUGAUCCUUUUACGCUCGCCAAAGAAUUUGCAUACACACCAAGAAAGCUGAAAGUGUUCACCAUCGGCGCAGGCUUCUCUGGUCUGCUGAUGGCGCACAAGUUCCAGCACCGUUUCCCCGAAAUGCAAGACCUGGUCGAUCACACUCUAUUUGAAGCUCAUCAUGAGGUCGGCGGGACAUGGCUUGUCAACAACUAUCCUGGCGUGCAAUGCGAUGUGCCCGCCCACAUCUAUGCGUUCCCAUUUGAUCCUAAUCCAAAUUGGACCAAAUUCUACGCAAGUGGUGCGGAGAUUCUGGAGUACUUCAAAGCAACGGUGCGGAAGUGGAAUCUCGAUCGCGACUUGCAGCUAAAUACCAAAGUUGUUGGUGCGAAGUGGCAUGAGUCGGAGGGCAUGUGGGCUGUAAAGCUACAAAGCACAAAGACCCAAGAAGUGCGAGAAGAGUGGUGCCACGUGUUGAUCUCUGGACAGGGUGUGCUCGUGCAUGAGAACUGGCCAAAGAUUGCUGGAUUCGAAAAGUUCAAGGGCCACAUCACACAUUCGGCGCGAUGGGACCACGAUUUCGACUACUCCAACAAGCGUAUCGCAGUAAUUGGCAACGGUUCAUCAGGCAUCCAGAUUGUACCGCAGAUGGCCAAACUCCCAGGUACAAAAGUCCAGAACUUCAUCCGCAAUGGAGCAUGGGUGUACUAUCGCGCCCCACCGUCGAAGCAUAUGGGUCGUGAGGUGGACGAUGUGAAUCCAGCGUAUACAGAAGCCGAAAAGGAGGGAUUUCGCGACCCGAAACGCCAUCAAGAAUACCGCAAAGGCAUAGUCUCACGGACGAACAAGUCUUUCCAUAUUUUCAUGCGCGGCGAGAACAACAAAAAGGGAAUGGAAGCAGCAACUGCGCAGAUGUCGGAAAAGCUGGGCCAUGACAAACGACUAUGCGACAUGCUCAUCCCUAAGUGGGAGCUUGGGUGUAGAAGAAUCACACCCGGUCCAGGAUACCUUGAGUCCUUCCUGAGAGACAACUGUGACUGCAGCAAUAGUCCGAUUGUUGGCAUAACUGAGAAUGGCGUUCGAACCGGAGAUGGCAAAACUUUCGAAUGCGAUGUCCGUAAGUACAUUCCACAGGGAGCUGUAUUCCAUCCGAGUACUAAUGAACAGCAAGUGGUGUGCGCAACUGGAUUCGAUGUCUCUCAUCGUCCGCAUUACCCAUUGAUCGGACAAAAUGAAGUCAACCUUCGCGAGAAGUGGGCUGAAGACCCCGAGUCAUACAUCUCUAUGAUGGGUCCAAAUUGUCUCGGAGGACACGGCUCGCUUGUCGAAUCACUGAACUGGACAGGAGAUUAUUUUAUCAAGUGGAUUAAGAAGAUUGCAUGCGAAGAUAUCAAGUGUAUCACACCAAAGCGGGAAAAAGUGAGAGACUUCAUGCGCUACCAAGACCAAGUACACAAGACUUUGGUCUGGUCGGGCGGCUGCUCCUCGUGGUACAAGCGUGGUCGCGUGGACGGAAGGGUAACAGCGUUAUUCGGUGGCUCCGCCCAACUUUUCAACAGAAUGCUAGGGGAUAUUCGCGGCGAGGAUUUUGAUGUAACCUACAGAACUUCUAACCCCUGGCGGUUCAUGGGCAAUGGCUUCACGGAGUUUGAGAUGAAGGAUGAUUCUGAUCUCUCAUGGUAUGUCGAGAUUGCAGAAGAGGCACAAGGCAAGGGACCAGAGAAGAACAGCGUCGCGAACGGAAAGCGUUGA